AUGCGACCAAGCAGGAUGCACUUAUGCACCUCCCCGGUGCAUCCGUGGGUGUCGGAGUAUUUGGCACGUGCGGUCGUUGCCCCUGCUGUCAGUGCUUCAGCGCAUCGAUACAAGGGCACGUCGAGGUUGAAGUCGGGACACGCUGAUGUCGAAGGCAUCACAGAAAGCGAGCGAGCUGUGCUGCAGGCGCAGUACCGAGAGGCGCGCAAGCAGCUCGUGGGGGCUCUUCUCAUGCAGCCCUUCUCGUACAACAGCAUCCUGGCCCGUGCAAGCGGCUCCUCUCCGACGGCACUCGCAGACAUGUAUGACCUUCGCGGGCUUUGCAGCGCUGCGUACGACUUCUUGCAGGAGAGCCCCAACCGUGACCCGACCGCACAGCAAUCGGUGAGCUGCGCCAGUGAAGCUGAUAUGCCGCCUUCAGAGUCUGCGCCCGUUACGGUCGUGUCGACUGAUGCGGGUCCCGCCGGUAGCGCCAAGCGAUUGUCUUCCUCUACCACUUCUGUUGCUGGUGCUCCGGCAGCGGCGGUGGUACGUUGGCCAACUGUAUCGCAGAUGACUAAGGCAGUAGAGCGCCGUAUCAUGGACUACCGGUACGUGUGGCGUACUGCCCAUAGGCUUGCCAGCGACCGCGUGGAGGUAGAGCAGAAGCGGUGUGUUUUGGCUUCUCCCUCUGAUGCAACGCAGGCGCCUACCGCACCCAUCUUCACUGGAGGCUCGCUCCCGUUUCUUCUGGCGACUAUACCGCACAAUUUGCUCUUCUCGAUCGCCGAGCACGCCAUCCUUCACUCUUGGUACGGCGGACCACACGUCUACCCCAACGCCAAAAUGCCAAACCCCAAUUCUGCCUUCGAGCUCAACGACAAUCCUCUGCUGCGUGUGGAUGACGUGACGAGCCUCCAGUGGGACCGCGCGCAGGCGGCAAACUUCCUCGUCGUGGUGCUGCGACAGCCCGCUGUACAAAGAGAGCUCCGGCAGCGCCUGUGGGGCGCCGCACAGAGCUACCACCGUAGCGUUAUCCGAAAGCUAGAGUCUCUUGGAAUGAAGAGGAGAGCGGAGGGGGUUUCCAAGGAUGCUGCUGAUAAUUUCGUCAUCCUGCUUGACCAGGAGCCCGGCAUGCCUGCACCCCUUUCGGUGUCUCUCCGCGAGAUACGAGACGACUUGUUUAGCUUUGAUGAGCACAUGUACUUUGUGCGCGUGUCACCCUCAUCGUAUUCGAGCCCUUGGAAGUGUCGAGUAGACUGUCAGCCACUUCGGUCAACGCAUCUCUUCCGCUUUGUCUCGAGUCAUGCUGACGUUGUAGCGGCCUUUAGAGACAGACCGCGCUCGAACGUCUCUGACGCUCUCUUCCGCUUCUCAUCGCUGGAUGGGAACACCCACGCAGAGUGGGGGGGGGGUGCGACUCUGAAAUGA
Messenger RNA from Leishmania braziliensis MHOM/BR/75/M2904, 1410 nucleotides. RefSeq lists its product as hypothetical. The record is from RefSeq and is a predicted model, not a curated record. NCBI's taxonomy places the organism in Eukaryota, Euglenozoa, Kinetoplastea, Trypanosomatida, Trypanosomatidae. Bases 1 to 1410 code for a protein of 469 amino acids. The transcript has a single exon.